AUGACCACCGUCAUGCAUGCGCGCCGCCGGGUGCGCGCCACGUUGGCACUUCUUCUCCUGGCGACUAUCGUGUGCGCGGCGGCCGCGAAGCAGCCGUCGCACAACCGCUUCAUCGUCGUGUGCGAUGACGAGAACGACCACCCCGGCGCCGGCAACGCCUGCCGCGCCGCCGCCCGUGCCAAGGGCGCCGCCAUCGUCAACGACGCGCUCCCGGGCCACCGUGCGUUUGCGGCCGAGUUCCCCGACACCUUUUCGCCCGCGGGCGUACAGCAGACCGCGGACGACCUGCUGAAGACCCAGGGCAACGGCGUGCGCUUCAUGGAGCCCGACGGCGUCCACUGGCUCAUCGAGGACGACCUCGAGGAGGUCAUCGACGCUGACACCCCCCCCUCGCGCUCCCGCAAGCUCCUGGAGCAGCACCGCCGCAACCUCGCGCAGACCAUGCCGCCCGGCGUGCCCAUGGCCGACGUCGACCCCUCCCUGUGGCCCGUCGCGGCCGGCGGCAAGAAGGUCUGCAUCAUCGACUCGGGCUACAUGCUGUCGCACGUGGACCUGCCGGGCACGGAGACGACGACGGGGUCGGCGAACGGCGGCGCGGGCGUGUGGUACGAGGACACCAUGGGCCACGGCACGCACGUCGCCGGCACGGUCGCCGCCGUCCACAACGACCAGGGCGUCGUGGGCGUGGCGCCGUCCGUGGGGCUGCACAUCGUGCGGGUGUUUGACGCGCAGCGCUGGGCGUACUCGUCGAGUCUGUAUAGGGCGAUAGUGGAGUGCCUGACGACGGGCGGCGCGCAGAUCGUCUCGAUGUCGCUCGGGCGGUCGUCUUACUCGUCGUGGGAGGACGCACAGUUCACUAGGCUGGCGGAGGAGUACGACGCGCUGUUCGUGGCGGCGGCGGGCAACGGCGGCAGCUCCGCCUACCACUGGCCGGCGUCAUACCCGAGCGUGGUGAGCGUGGGGUCGGUGACGGCCUCGGAGGUCCGAAGCCGCUUCUCGCAGUACAACGACCGCGUGGAGCUGGCCGCGCACGGGUCGUCGGUGCUGUCGACGUACAAGAACGGCGGCUAUGCCCGCAAGUCCGGCACGUCCAUGGCGACGCCGCACGUGUCGGGCGUGGCGGCGCUGGUGUGGAACAGGCACCCCACCUGCACCAGCGUGGAGAUCAGGACGGCGCUGCAGAUGUCCGCGCGGGACAAGGGGCCCGCGGGGUACGACAACGAGUACGGCUGGGGCAUCGUGCAGGGGGGCGCGGCGAUCGACCUGAUCAGCGCCUGCGGCUGCGACGUGGUGGAGUGCCCGGGCAACAGCACCCCGGCGCCCCCGACUGAGGCGCCGCCGACCGAGGCGCCCCCGACGCAGGCCCCGCCCACCGAGGCGCCCCCGACGCAGCCGCCCACCGAGCUGGUCGACGUGCAGUUCGGCGCCACGGGCCCCGUCGCCAUCCCGGACGCCCGUCGCGCCGCGCGGUCCCCCGCGGUCAACAACCUCCCCGCCGGCUACACGUCGUGCUCCGUGGCGUCCCUGACGGUGGCGGUCGACGUGACGCACGCGAACAUCGGCGACGUGGUUCUGGUCCUCAGGCACCCGACCGGCGGGUCGGUGCGGCUCAUCAGGCGGCGCGGCGGGAGCGGCGACAACCUGGUCGGCACGGUGUUCGACGACGACGCGGCCGUCCGCAUUCGCGACGGCUCGGCGCCGUUCACGGGGGCGUUCCGCCCGGAGAACGCGCUGGCGAGGUUCGUUGGCCUCGACGCCACGGGCCGGUGGAGGCUGAUUGCCAGGGACAGGAGCGCCGGGACGACCGGGACGCUCGACAGCUGGACGGUCAACAUAACCAUGGAGUGCUCGCGGACGGACGCCCAGCCGACCGAGGCGCCGCCGACUGAGGCCCCGCCGACCGAGGCCCCGCCGACGCAGGCCCCGCCCACCGAGGCGCCCCCGACGCAGCCGCCCACCGAGCUGGUCGACGUGCAGUUCGGCGUCACGGGCCCCAUCGCCAUCCCGGACAACGACCGUCGCGGCGUGCGCCCCGAAGUCGUCAACAACCUCCCCGCCGGCUACACGUCGUGCUCCGUGGAGUCCCUGACGGUGGCGGUCGACGUGACGCACGCGAACAUCGGCGACGUGCUUCUGAACCUCAGGGGCCCCACCGGCGCGUGGGUGCGUCUCAUCAACAAGCGCGGCGGGAGCGGCGACAACAUGGUCGGCACGGUGUUCGACGACGACGCGUCGCGCAGCAUCCGCAAGGGCUCGGCGCCGUUCACGGGGUCGUACGUGCCGGAGAGGGGGCUUGCGAGGUUUGACGGGCUCAACGCUGAGGGCACUUGGACGCUAAUUGCCAAGGACAGGCGGCGCGGGACGACCGGGACGCUGGACAGCUGGACGGUCGACAUGACGAUGGAGUGCUCGUGA
Molecule: messenger RNA, 2415 nt
Organism: Pedinophyceae sp. YPF-701
Lineage: Eukaryota; Viridiplantae; Chlorophyta; Pedinophyceae
Source: the annotation of a GenBank genome assembly